This is a messenger RNA of Anopheles stephensi (Asian malaria mosquito), 1836 nucleotides long. RefSeq names its product 2-amino-3-ketobutyrate coenzyme A ligase, mitochondrial (gene Gcat). Gene Ontology annotation, biological process: L-threonine catabolic process; biosynthetic process. Gene Ontology annotation, molecular function: pyridoxal phosphate binding; glycine C-acetyltransferase activity. The record is from RefSeq and is a predicted model, not a curated record. NCBI's taxonomy places the organism in Eukaryota, Metazoa, Arthropoda, Insecta, Diptera, Culicidae. The transcript has 3 exons. Bases 497 to 1786 code for a protein of 429 amino acids.
ACCAUUCCCAUGUGCUCCACGGACUGACUGGCACCGUUGCGUAGUAGUGGCUGUUUGCGCUUCAACCAGCACGGACGGGUCGUUUAACGCACGCAUCGGGUCGCGUAAUUGGGCGUCGGAGUACCGCACCACGCCAGUGAAGCUAUUUAUGCUUGCCAUACCUCUUGAAGCAUCCAAUUGAACCAAUUUCGCCGGCCUAAUCAAACGGAAUUGUGUAGUUUCGUGGUUUUCCCUUUCGUUGUGAGCGCUGCUGAGCUAGUGAAUCGUCGUGUGCGUGUUCGUGAGGUCGAUCUAAAAGCGCAACUCGUUAUUACUUUGUUGCAAAAACACUUCUUCCCCUGUCUCGUUGAAACGUGAUCAUCACUUCAGAACUGCAUCGGCAACUAAUUCUGCAUUCCAUAGAGUGAAAACCCCUACGGAUCUACGAUCACAGGUGCUUGGGUUUGCAAAUUUGUGUCACCGUAGUUUGCUUUGUGCAGUGAGGCAGACGACAAGCAUGGCAACGAUGCAGUUUACACGCAACUUGUUGCAGCAGUGCAGCAGCCGCCACCAGGGUAGCGGAGCACGCCUCGCCCUCUAUAGCACUGCGACGGCCGGUAACAGCAAGCUCCGGCAGAUCAUUCAACACCAGCUGGACGAUAUUCGCGAAGCCGGCACGUACAAGAGCGAGCGCAUCAUUACGACCCCGCAGGCGACGGCCAUCGGUGUCGCUGGAAGCAGUGGCAAAAUUCUUAACUUUUGUGCCAACAACUACCUCGGAUUAUCGGCAAACGACGAAGUCAUCAACUACGGCAAGAAAGCGCUGGACGAGUACGGUGCCGGCCUCAGCUCGGUCCGCUUCAUCUGCGGCACGCAGGACAUUCACAAGCAGCUGGAGGAUAAGCUGUCCAAGUUCCAUGAGCGUGAAGACACCAUCCUUUACGCGUCCUGUUUCGAUGCAAAUGCGGGCAUCUUUGAGGCCGUACUCACACCGGAAGAUGCCGUGUUUUCGGACGAGCUGAACCAUGCCUCCAUCAUCGACGGUAUACGGUUGUGCAAGGCGAAGAAGGCCCGCUACCUGCACCGGAAUAUGGCCGAUUUGGAGGAGAAGCUUCGGACGACGGACGCACGCAUCAAGAUGAUCGUCACGGACGGUGUGUUCUCGAUGGACGGUAAUGUAGCACCGCUGCCGGAGAUAUUUGAACUGGCGGACCGGUACGGUGCGGUCACGUUUGUGGACGAUUGCCAUGCGACCGGAUUCUUUGGCCGCACCGGACGUGGUACGGAAGAGUUUUACGGAAUGCUCGGUCGGUGUGAUAUCAUUAACUCUACGCUCGGAAAGGCGCUCGGUGGUGCAGCCGGUGGUUACACGACCGGUCCGCGCGAGUUGGUUGACCUGCUGCGCCAAAAGUCGCGUCCGUAUCUGUUCUCGAACUCGCUGCCACCGCCCGUCGUGGCCAGCGCAUCGAAGGUGAUCGAUAUGCUGAUGGAAUCGAGCGAGCUGACGGCCAAGGUGCAGAGCAACACGCGUCGCUUCCGGGAGGCAAUGACCAAGGCCGGGUUUACCAUCUCCGGUAUGGACCAUCCGAUUAGUCCGGUGAUGUUGGGCGAUGCACGGCUCGCCUCGAAUUUUGCGGACGAGAUGCUGAAGCGUGGCAUCUACGUGAUUGGAUUCAGCUAUCCGGUCGUGCCGAAGGGAAAGGCUCGCAUUCGUGUGCAACUAUCGGCCGCACACUCGGAGGAAGAAAUUGACCGCGCUGUGGCAGCAUUUAUUGAGGUCGGCAAGAAGCUGGGUGUGGUGUCAUAAGCAUUCGGCCUUUUUUUUUGUUAACUUUCCAACAUGAACGGAUUUGUGUA